CUCUCUCUCUCUCUCUCUCUCUCUCUCUCUUUCUCCGAACUCCUUUGCGCUCUGUCUUCUGCAGCUCAUAUUCCAAGAACCAGAUUGCUUUGUUAUGGUAGGGAUGGGUAUAGUUAUAGGGAAGAUGAUGUGGUUCAUGGCCAUGGCCAUGACCAUGGUGGGAUGCCAUGGAUCGAAUGACAAGCUGCUGAAUGCGUCCUUCCUUGAGAUGUUCGUCGAUGACCUCCCGGACAUGCCGAAGCUCCAUGCUUAUGCCCUCAGAGAUGGAACCCCAUCCCCCAUUCAUCUCACCAUCGGCAUGUAUGAAACCAAGUGGAAAUUUCACAGGGACCUCUCUCCGACCCCUGUCUUCGCCUUCGGCACAUCUAAGGGGAAGGCAACCGUGCCGGGUCCCACCAUCGAAGCCCUCGUCGACAUCCCAGCAUACAUCACCUGGGAGAACCACCUACCCGCCCACCACAUCCUUUCCUGGGACCCCACCAUCCCCAUUGCCCUCCCUGCCAGCGGCUCCGGUGUCCCCACUGUGGUGCACCUCCAUGGUGGCAUACACCACCCUCAGAGUGACGGCAACUCGAAUUCGUGGUUCACAGCCGGUUUUCGAGAUACCGGACCUGCUUGGACCAACAAGACCUAUGUCUAUGCUAACAACCAACAACCGGGCAAUCUCUGGUACCAUGAUCAUGCCCUGGGUCUCACACGUGUGAACCUCCUGGCCGGCCUUCUGGGCGCCUACAUCCUCCGCCAUCCCUCUUCGGAGGUGGCCUUCCGCCUCCCUUCUGCUCCCUUCUUCGACCGUCCUCUCGUCAUCUUCGACCGUAGCUUCACAAUCGACGGCUCCAUAUUCCUCAAUUCCACCGGCAACAACCCCUCCAUUCAUCCCCAAUGGCAACCAGAGUACUUCGGCUCCGCCAUCCUCGUUAACGGAAAGGCCUGGCCAUAUGCUAGUGUCGAAAAACGCCGAUACCGAUUCAGGAUCAUCAAUGCCUGCAAUGCUCGUUUCCUGCAUUUAUAUUUUGUAGAUGGCAAGUCUCGCAGCGGUCGCCGCCUGCAAUUCGUCCAUCUGGGUUCGGACUCUGCAUACAUAGGCAGGCCUGUGAGGUCCAAACAUGUGCUGAUCGCCCCUUCCGAAAUAGCUGACGUAGUCGUCGAUUUCUCCGAAUCACGCUCCGAUUCUGUGAUCCUUGCCAACGAUGCUCCGUAUCCAUUCCCGACUGGUGAUCGGACAGACGCCCUGAGCGGGACCGUGAUGAAAUUCUCGAUUCGGCAGAGGACGUCUGUAGACCAGUCGAGGAUUCCGUCACAACUUAUGAAUUAUCCGGCAGCCGAUCCACUUGUCGCCACCACAGUGCGCCACUUGGCAAUGUAUGAGUACACUACCAGCACUGACGAGCCCACACACCUUUACAUAAACGCCAUGCCCUAUGAGGCGCCUGUGACAGAGACACCGAGAGCGGGGACGUCUGAGAUUUGGGAGUUUAUUAAUCUAACGGGCGAUAAUCAUCCGUUGCAUAUACACCUGGGCUUGAUAACGGCGUUAGAGCAGAGGGAAUUGGUUGACCUGGAUAAUCUAACGGCAUGCAUGAAUAAGUGGAACGAUUUUGACAAGUGCCACGUAAGUGAUCAUGCACGUGGAAAAUUGCAGAAGGUGCCACGUCAUGAGAGGGGCUGGAAGAACGUAUUCAAGAUGAGGCCGGGUUAUCUGACGAGGAUCUUCGUCCGAUUCUCUCUCAUCCACGUGGAUCAAAAAUAUCCGUUCGAUGCGACUGAAGAGCCUGGUUACGUAUACCAUUGCCACAUUUUGGACCAUGAAGAUAAUGUGAUGAUGAGGCCACUAAAGCUUGUUCCAUGAACUGGGUCGCCACCUUCAAUUUUGAAUGCAUAUUUGAAGAAAGUGGUCUAUACGUGGCUCAAUGCUGUUCUUGUUGGGCUCUAACUAAGCUGGCAAUGAGCAACAAUCACGCCUCUAUUUGUAGUUUUUUUGAUAAAAUAUUUUCGCACGGUUGUCCACUCCACUUUUAAACUCGCAUAUCCAAAAAACAUGUAAAAAAAAAA
Messenger RNA from Amborella trichopoda, 2052 nucleotides. RefSeq names its product multicopper oxidase LPR1. The record is from RefSeq and is a predicted model, not a curated record. NCBI's taxonomy places the organism in Eukaryota, Viridiplantae, Streptophyta, Magnoliopsida, Amborellales, Amborellaceae. Gene Ontology annotation, biological process: cellular response to phosphate starvation. Gene Ontology annotation, molecular function: oxidoreductase activity; copper ion binding.